Messenger RNA from Nanorana parkeri, 370 nucleotides. RefSeq names its product general transcription factor IIH subunit 5 (gene GTF2H5). The transcript is spliced from 2 exons. NCBI's taxonomy places the organism in Eukaryota, Metazoa, Chordata, Amphibia, Anura, Dicroglossidae. Gene Ontology annotation, biological process: transcription by RNA polymerase II; nucleotide-excision repair; nucleotide-excision repair, preincision complex assembly. Gene Ontology annotation, cellular component: transcription factor TFIIH core complex; transcription factor TFIIH holo complex. The coding region runs from base 122 to 337 and encodes 71 amino acids. The record is from RefSeq and is a predicted model, not a curated record.
ACUACUUUUUGUUUUAGAUCUGCAUUUCAUUAGCAAUCAUAUCUUGUUGCCAAAGACAGGACAGUUCUGAAAGGUGAGGCAAAGCAUAACCUAACGUACUACCUCUUCAUUGGCUGUGAAAAUGGUGAAUGUACUUAAAGGAGUCCUUGUGGAGUGUGACCCAGCAAUGAAACAGUUCCUCUUAUACUUGGAUGAAACCAACGCUUUAGGAUCCAAGUUCAUUAUCCAGGACCUUGAUGACACGCACGUGUUUAUUUUAGCUGAACUGGUCACUAUCCUUCAGGAGAAGGUUGGAGAAUUGAUGGACCAGAACUCAUUUCCCAUGACGCAGAAGUAAAAUGUAUCCAAGAACACAUGUGAAUUUCAUAAU